AUGUCAGAAGAAGAGGUCCUGGAAACAGCAAAGGCAACCAUGAGAAUCCUAGGAGUUAGAAGACUUAACAGACGAACCAUCAAGGAGGGACAAGCAGAAUACACACCUACUCAAUCAGUUGUCAUCACCUUCACCGGGAAAAAAUCGCCAAAAGUUGACAUUGAAUACUACAAGAUCAAAAACUCAUGCAGAACUUUAGGACUUACGAAAUCCACACCAAUAAAAACAGUUCUGCCUGAAGCAGGGGAAAUGCCAUUGGAAUUGAGACGCAGAUGGAUAUCGACCAAAUUUAUAUCAAAACAUAUCAACAUAAUAGAUGAUAUCAUUUACAACAACAUGAUCAGCAUAUAUACAAACAUAAACAAUGGAUCCAACUACUGGAAAAAUGUCCCACCCCCAGCACUAAUAGAGGGGCUAGACCGUAUGUUGCAGCACAUACAAAGAAUACACAAAUCGCAUCUACUCCCAUGCUAUGAAUUUUCAAGGAAUGAGCAAAUUGAAACAAAUCUACGUAAAGAAGAAAACAAUAAAAGGAAAUUUUUACAAAUAAUAGAAAGUUACACUGACUAUACCAUAUGCUACACUGAUGCGUCUGUUGACCCAGAAACAAAAACAUGCGGGAUAGGAAUAGUAUGUGAAGAUCCACCUCUGAAAAUACACAGAAGAUUAAGUGACAACACCCCUAUAUGUACUGCAGAAACCAUAGCAAUCCGGGAAGCAGUCAGAAGCUUAGCCCAUCAGAGUAGAAAACUAAUAAUAGUCACAGAUUCUCUUAGCGGAAUUCAAGCGAUAACAAGAACAGGAAUAAAUAAGGACACUGACUACAUAACGUUAUCAACAAGACAAGAAAUUCUCAAGAGCAAAGACACAGACAUCAAGCUGCUAUGGGUACCAAGUCAUACGGAAAUUAGAGGCAACGAAAAGGCAGAUGAAACUAGCCCAAUCCGGAAGAAAUCUGGCACGAGUAAACCAACCAAACCUGAUCGACUCAAGAAGAUUUACCCAAGAUGGAAAAGCAGCAAUAUGGUCUAUGUGGGAAGAGGAAUUCAAGACGUGGAGACAAGAAAAAGUUAACAAUACAUAUACACAAAUGGAGCAGAAGCCUCGAAAACAACCAUGGUUUAGUGAUAUUGAAUAUCAAAGUAGGGACAUGAUAACAACAAUGACUAGAAUGCGGACCAACCACUGUAUGACACCAAUUCAUUUAAAUAAAAUAGGA
Messenger RNA from Anthonomus grandis grandis, 1219 nucleotides. RefSeq lists its product as uncharacterized. Gene Ontology annotation, molecular function: RNA-DNA hybrid ribonuclease activity; nucleic acid binding. NCBI's taxonomy places the organism in Eukaryota, Metazoa, Arthropoda, Insecta, Coleoptera, Curculionidae. The transcript has 3 exons. The record is from RefSeq and is a predicted model, not a curated record. The coding region runs from base 1 to 1074 and encodes 357 amino acids.